Mugil cephalus (flathead mullet) is the source of this 5267-nucleotide messenger RNA. RefSeq names its product natriuretic peptide receptor 3 (gene npr3). The record is from RefSeq and is a predicted model, not a curated record. Gene Ontology annotation, molecular function: natriuretic peptide receptor activity; peptide hormone binding. NCBI's taxonomy places the organism in Eukaryota, Metazoa, Chordata, Actinopteri, Mugiliformes, Mugilidae. The transcript is spliced from 8 exons. Gene Ontology annotation, cellular component: membrane. Gene Ontology annotation, biological process: vasodilation; regulation of blood pressure. The coding region runs from base 354 to 1982 and encodes 542 amino acids.
AAUGAGCCUGAAAAGAUGCUUCAAAACUCCAGGCCGGAGCAAGCGUGUCUGGUGGCUGCUGACUGAGCUGGAAGAACCUCUAGGAUCAACUGUUGAGGGAAUAUCUUCUGCAGGUUCAGGAGCAUUCGAAGGGACAGUCAAUGCAGAAUAAAACACAUGCACUUAGGCAGAUUCGCUACAGAACAAUUCAGUUAUUUACAACUAAGACAUUUACCACGGCGAAGGGCUUUCUGUUUUAAGCUGUAUACGCUGCCAAGUGGAGUCAACUUGGGGAAAGAAACAUUUGAAGGAAAUCUCUCCAACACUGUGCGUUAGCCUGUAGCUAUUUGAAUUGAGGCUGGGAAAGUGGCAUCAUGACAUAUUUCACGACACUGUGUGUCUACCUUUUGAUGGCCCUGAACGCAGUUAUGACAAACACCAUCAACGAAGACAUAAAGGUUUUGGUAUUUUUACCAAACAAUAACUCUUACCUUUUUUCCUAUGCAAGAGUCGCACCAGCGAUCGAUUACGCUCAAAAGACGCUGAAGGCAGAUGGGGGACUGUACUCUGGGUUCCACUUCAACAUACAGUUUGAAAACUCCAACUGCGUGAAUGAUGCUCUGUUUGCGCUACUGGACGGGUCGUGUAUACAGAAGCCAGAUCUGAUCUUAGGUCCUGUGUGCGAGUACGAGGCGGCAGCGGUGGUGAGGGUGGCAUCUCACUGGAAAAUUCCAGUAAUCUCAGCAGGUGCCCUGGCUGCCGCCUUCGGAAACAAGAACACCGAAUUCUCCCACCUGACCCGUAUCGCUCCGUCCUACGUAAAAAUGGCAGAGACCUUCACUGCGAUUUUCGAAUACUUCACCUGGAAGAGCGCGCUGCUUGUCUACGAAGACGACAAGGAGGAGCGGAACUGUUUUUUCACUUUGGAGGCAGUAUAUCAUCUGAUGGCUGACUAUUCUAUCAAUACACAUCAGUUUUCAGAAGAUGAUCCAUUGAACACUGAUUACAUUCUCCAAAGCAUCGGUGACACUGAAGUUAUUAUCCUGUGUAUGGGAGCAGACAAGAUACGAGAGAUCAUGCUGGCUGCACAUAGUCAAAAGCUGACCAACGGCAGUCAUAUGUUCUUUAAUGUCGAACUCUUCAAUGCUUCCUCUUAUGGCAAUGGUUCAUGGAAGAGAGAAGAUAAGCAUGACAACGAUGCAAGGCAAGCCUUUGCUUCUCUGAACACUGUGACACUGCUCAGGACAGUCAAGCCUGAGUUUGAAAACUUCUCCAUGGAAAUGAAAAGGUCCAGUGAAAAAAGUGGACUUCAUGACUGCAAAGACUGUGAAAAUGUAAACAUGUUUGUUGAGGGAUUCCAUGAUGCCAUGUUGCUGUAUGCAAUUGCCUUGCAUGACGCCAUGAAAGAUGGGUAUAGCAAGAAGAACGGGACAGAGAUCACCUCACGCAUGUGGAACAGAACAUUUGAAGGAAUUGCUGGCCAGGUGUCCAUGGAUGUCAAUGGUGACAGAAAUGGAGACUUCUCUUUGAUGGCCAUGACAGAUGUUGAAGCAGGUACAUAUGAGGUGGUGGCCAACUACAUUGGUGUAAAUGGAAGUUUUAAUCUGCUGCCCGCCUUCAAUCGCAACCAUUUCACCCUGAAAGGAAGACAAAAUGCACACUCAGAGAUUCCGGACAAAUCUUGUAAAUAUGGUGGAUUAGGAGUAUCUGCUUUGACUGGAGUCAUAGUGGGAGCUGUUCUUGGAAGUGCAAUGCUUAUAGCAUUCUAUAUAUUCAGAGGCUGCAGCAUACCAGGUGGUGAUGGAGUUGGUGAGGAUGGACUCAAUGAUGGCAGUGCAGAAGUGCACCACCAUUGUCUAUGGCAGGUUGAAUUUCUUCAGCUGCCACAGGAAGUACACCCUCUGCUGUGCUUUUCUGAUGAGAGCACUGAUGUUCAGCUCACAUUUGAGGUCCUGGGAGAUGAUGGUGCCCAGAAACCGGAAAGACUUCAUAGUGUUGACUGAAGAGUCACACAGAGUGAUGGGGAGGAGUGGGGUUGUGUUCUUCCUGUAGUCCAUGAUCAUCUCCAGUGUCUUGGUGUAGCUGUAACAGCCUAGAGUUGAACGCUUCCAACUCACCAGGUGAUCUAUCUCCAUUCUGUAAGCGGCCUCAUCUCCAUCAGAGAUGAGCCUGAUAAGGGUGAUGUCAUCUGCAAACUUACAUGGUCUGAUUCUCCUAGUGGAGCACAGGGGACAGCAUAAAAGACAGUGAUCCAAAGUUCUGUCCUCCUGUGUGUAGAAUCUGGUUGGCCAGCGCGUACUGUGUGUCAUGGAUGUUGGCUGCUGGCGGAAUGUAAACACAGACCAGAAUGAAAACUCACAGGGGGAGUAAAAGGGUUUGCACUUCAUGAAAAUGAUUCCAUGUCCGGGGUACAGUACUGCUGGAUCACUAUAAUGUUGUAACACCAAUUACAGUUGAUGUAAAAACAUAUACCUCCAUCUUUCGUCUUGCCUGAGAGCUCUGUAUGGCGAUCCAUUCUAAAGAGUUGGAAUCCUUCCAACUGCAGUGCAGAGUCCGAUAUUUAUCCACUCAGCCAGGUCUCAGUGAAGCAGAGGACUGAAGAUGUAGGAAGGUCUCUGUUUUUCCCCAUCUGUAGCUGUAGUUCUUCACUAUGUUGCACAGUGAGCGCACACUGUGCUUUUCACAGAGAGGAAAAUGUGAUGUCUACGCUGACAGAGGAGCGCUUUCCUCUCAUGCGCCUGUGUAUUGUGUUGGCAAUGGUGAGCACACCUUUGACCAGUAUGUCCAAAAUAGCAACAGGUAUUGCAGUUCUGAUGUUCAGCAGAUCAUCCCUUGAUGACCAAUCUGGAUUAAUAAACAACAGAACAGAGUAGUGCGCAGCAAAACACCAUGGCCUCCAUCAUUGGCGCCAUCUUGAGAACCAAGAAUCAAACAGAAGACUGGUUGCUAGCUUACAGUUUAGUGGUUGGAAGCAAGCAGCCUGAGAGGCUGGUUCUGAAGUUAAAUCCUGAAAGGAAACUGGAAUAUAAUAAAUCUGCAUGUAGUUGUCUGUCUUGAAUGCUGAUAGCACAGAAACCUGAUCUCUGGGAGACAGAAGUAUUGUGCCAAGUGGGUAAUAGGCUUAAGGGAAGCAAGCUGGGACAACAGACUGAAUUCUAACAGACUCUAGAGCUAAACGAGAUGGGUGAUGAGACUCAAGGCUCUUUUGGAGUACUGGUGGACAUAGACACCGUAACCUAUGCAGAUAGCCAACAUUGGUACGAGUUUCAUGUAUAAUAUAUGUGUGUGUGCUCGUCACUCUGGCUCGCUCUGUAAAAAAGCCAUCCAAACGCUAGAUAGUGUUGUAUCUUUUUUUUAGAUUCGAUUAGAUAUAUUAGAUUAGAUAAAUCCUAUGUUUAUCCCAUGGGAAGUUCAGUGUACAAUCCAGAAUAUAACAUUUAAUAAUAACGCUCUGCGCUGUUGCCGUAGCUAUGGCGUAAUUGACGCAGAAGCCUAAACCGCCUAUCAUGGGCAGUAGGCUGCAAAUUAGGCACACCAGUCCUUAGCACUUGUGGAGAAGGUGGGUGCAUGAUAGGCUCAGAAUAGUGUGGGCAAGUGCAUAGAAGGCUGGGUAGACUUCUGGCUAGGUAGCUUAUCUAAAUACUGGGAUGCAGGUGUGUACAGGAAGUCUCUGUUAGGUAAUGUUUAAGCCAAGGAUUGAAGGACAAUUUCCUGCAGGGAAUGGAAAGGGCAACCUCAUUGCCAUCCCUGCCCCCCUCCCUAUACAAAAUUUAUCGUAAUUUCCAUCUCUUUGGUUAAUUCAUUGCAAGACACAGAAAGGCACGGGAGGCAAGAAGAGCAAACAAACACAAAAAUUACCACAUUAUAUCUAAUAUGUUUCAUUGCUUAUACUACUGUAACCUAUCAUAAAAAACACUACAUCAUCAUAAUCUGGCUUUCGUCCAUGAGAUGCUUGUUAGGUUUAUUGGUGAUUCUAAUUUAGCUGUAGGUGUGCAUGUGAGCAUAAAUGAUUAUUUGUCUCUUUGUGUUGCUGGUCACCAGUCUAUCGCAGAGACACAAACAGUACAUAUCUAUUUCCAAGACAGUGUGUGAGCAAACCAACUAAAUGCACUUUGAUUUAACAUUGCAAAAAAUAGAUAAUAUCACCAAAAAGAUCUCAAAUUUUAUUCGUCCGCCCAAAUGUCAAUCUAUUGUAUAUUUGCCCUUUUAUAUUGUAUAGGCUCUGAAACUAUUGUAUAAAUAUGACAAUUCCUGUAUAUCUGACAACACUGGUAGGCAGUGCAUAGAGAAAAAAAUAUAACUUAAUAGAAGUCCAAAACUGUACAAAAGUUCAUCUUAUGGCAGAAUAACAAAUAUCAAAUAUCAAAUUAAAUAUCAAAUCAAAAACUCAUUACAGAGAACACAAUAAGGAAAAGAACACAGGGGGAAAAGAUUUGUACUUUAUUCCAGUUCCUUCCUCUGCAGAAAAAACUACAGGAUAACCAUUGAGCGUCGCAGACAUGGGGAAGAGUAUGAUUCUGCAAAGCACCAUCAGUUACGAGAGGACUCCAUCAGAUCACAUUUCUCAGCAGCGUAAUCAGUGGCAGUGACAGUUCCUUCCCAGAGAAUCUCACAUCUGAAUGUGACCAAAGACUUGUGGUUGUCAGUGGACUCGUGCCAAUGAAAGACAGACAUUUUGUUUUAAUUAUUAUGACUCAGGAAUGUUUAAUGGUCACAAAUCACCACUUACUUGGAUUUUCCUCCACACAAAUGUUUAUUAUUGCAUAGCUGUAUUGAAACAUUUGGCUAUAACAUUGUUUACGGACUUUUAGUUUAUUUUGUUUUUUCACCAUUCACGUGGUGGUUACCAUGACUAUGAGUGACUGUGUAUACAACAAUGAUAUUGGUUUGCACUUAUGGGUCUACUUUCAAUUCAUGUUAACCUUACUGCAAUCAAGCAGUCUCCACACAAAUCUUAUUUUAAAUUCUGUAUAUAGCAAAGCUCUUGUAAAAUGGGUUACAUAUGUAUCAUCUUGGCAGUACAUCUUGUCCACACCUACUUAUUUGUAGUAAAUACAUUGGCAACCUGCAAAGGAUUUUGGUUUAUUUUUUACUUAUUUUAUAAAUCUGUCUUUAUUAGUGGUAACAGAUAUGUCAGUAGUACUUUAGUUUUGGCAUCUAGUUGGGUAUAGUUACUUAAACCUUAAUGUAUUGAUAUUAUGUUAUUUAUAACAUCAAUAUUUUUGAUAUACUGUAUGUUCGUCUCAUUAUUGAAAUUGUAGUGAUUUCAUUAAACAUGAUUCUAUUUA